CGCUCCACACAUUCACAAGUUACACAAACUUCUAAGUUCUAACACCAUGGAACUCAAUCAUCACCGCCACACAUUCUCAUGGCCACCACCACCUCCCUUUUCCUUCCCAUGCCAUUCAACACUCCCAAAAGAUUACCCACCCACUGCUACACUCACCCGAAGUUCACCUCCUCCUCCGUAACAGCCCAAUCCCAAUCCGCCAAGGAUCACCUCCUCACCCUCAUCUCCGACCAAGACCGCGGCCUCAAGACCCAAAACGACCCCACUAGGCGAGCGUCAAUAGUAGCAGCCAUCGACGCCAUGGCUGCCAUUGGCUCUGGCUCGGUAACAACAGGUGACACCCUCUCUGCCACGUGGCGGUUACUCUGGACCACGGAGAAGGAGCAGCUCUUCAUUAUCGAGAAGGCUCCUGUGUUUGGAACACGAGCUGGGGAUGUAUUGCAGGUUAUAGACGUUCGGAAAUUGAGUCUCAACAAUGUGAUUACGUUUCCUCCGGAUGGAGUUUUCUUUGUGAGAUCAAAUAUUGAGGUUUCGUCGCAGCAGAGAGUGAACUUCAGAUUUACUAGUGCAGUGUUACGCGGGAAGAAUUGGGAAAUACCAUUACCACCGUUUGGACAGGGAUGGUUUGAUACUGUCUACCUCGAUGAUGACCUUCGAGUUGUAAAGGAUAUAAGGGGAGAUUACUUAGUUGUUGACCGAGCUUCCUAUAGCUGGAAAGAAUGAGUGGAAUCUUCACUGCCACUGUUUGCUCAUCUUUGUUAAUAAAAACUUCCAGCUUAAUUAUCUGCAUGGUUUCAACUCUGUUUUUGUACUUCAUUAGUAUUUGACAAUUACUUUCUUGUUGUGCUAAUUUAUUAGAAUUAUGUUUGUUGUUCAUUUAGAUUUCUGAAUAUUGAUUAUCCUCUGGAUGUCCUUUGUAAAUCAUAUUGUUUGUUCUUCAAUUACAAUUGGAGAAUGCCUCACUUACUCAUUUGACUAAUGCAAAUAUAGAUUAUACUGCUUCUUUA
Molecule: messenger RNA, 1007 nt
Organism: Cicer arietinum (chickpea)
Lineage: Eukaryota; Viridiplantae; Streptophyta; Magnoliopsida; Fabales; Fabaceae
Product: probable plastid-lipid-associated protein 11, chloroplastic
Source: RefSeq, a predicted model, not a curated record